UCCAGUUUAACUUUUUCAGGUUGCUAUGACCCAUCCUAUGGCCGUUACCAACUGCAACAUUGAUAUGGAAAGUUUAAUUUCCGACCAAAAUAGAAGCAUUGCUACACUUGCAAUCACCACACUUCUGAAGACAGGAAAUGAAUCAAGUGUGGAUCGUUUAAUGAAGCAGAUAACAAAUUUCAUGUCGGAUAUUGCUGAUGAGUUCAAAAUUGUUGUAGUGGAAGCAAUAAGAUCUUUAUGCUUGAAAUUUCCCUUGAAAUACAGAGCUUUGAUGAACUUUCUAAGCAAUAUUCUUAGGGAAGAAGGUGGAUUCGAGUACAAGAAGGCAAUUGUAGAUUCAAUUGUGAUCCUCAUCAGAGACAUCCCCGAUGCAAAGGAAAGUGGGUUACUUCAUCUGUGCGAGUUCAUUGAAGAUUGUGAAUUUACUUAUCUUUCAACACAGAUACUCCAUUUUCUGGGAAUUGAAGGCCCAAAAGCAUCAGAUCCAAGCAAAUAUAUAAGAUACAUCUAUAACCGUGUGCAUCUUGAGAAUGCAACUGUUAGAGCCAGUGCAGUUAGCACACUAGCAAAGUUCGGGGCUAUGGUUGAUUCAUUGAAGCCUCGCAUAUAUGUUCUGCUAAAGCGUUGUCUCUAUGAUAGUGACGACGAGGUUCGUGACAGGGCUACACUUUAUCUGAAUACACUUGGCGGUGAUGGUGUCUCUGCUGAAGCCAAUGAAGAUGCAAAGGCUUUUCUUUUUGGGUCCCUGGAUGUUCCUCUUGUCAACUUGGAGAACAGCCUGAAAAAUUAUGAGCCAUCAGAAGAACCUUUUGAUAUCAAUUCUGUGUCAAAGGAAGUCAGGUCUCAGCCACUUGCUGAGAAGAAAGCCCCAGGUAAAAAGCCAACUGGCCUUGGUGCUCCUCCAAGUGGCCCUGCAUCCAGUGUUGAUGCUUAUGAAAGACUGCUUUCCUCUAUUCCUGAAUUUGGCGGCUUUGGCAAGCUUUUCAAGUCUUCUGCACCUGUGGAAUUGACAGAAGCAGAAACAGAAUAUGCUGUUAAUGUUGUCAAGCACAUUUUUGAUAGGCAUGUGGUGUUUCAGUAUAACUGUACCAACACAAUUCCUGAGCAGUUACUGGAAAAUGUCAUGGUUAUUGUGGAUGCUUCAGAAGCAGAGGAAUUCGCUGAAGUGGCAUCCAAGCCCCUAAAAUCUCUCCCAUAUGAUUCACCUGGUCAAACUUUUGUGGCAUUUGAGAAGCCAGAAGGUGUUCCUGCAGUUGGGAAAUUCUCGAACAUGCUCAGGUUCAUUGUUAAGGAGGUUGAUACAACAACUGGUGAGACAGAGGAUGAUGGUGUGGAAGAUGAGUACCAGCUGGAGGACCUUGAGGUUGUGGCAGCUGAUUAUAUGAUAAAAGUUGGUGUCUCCAAUUUCAAAAAUGCUUGGGAAAGCAUGGGUCCAGAUUGUGAGCGAGUGGAUGAAUAUGGCCUUGGCCCAAGGGAAAGCCUGGCAGAAGCAGUAAGUGCUGUCAUUGAUCUUCUUGGCAUGCAGCCAUGUGAGGGCACAGAGGUUGUCCCCAACAAUUCAAGGUCACACACAUGUAUACUGUCUGGUGUAUACAUAGGUAACGUCCGGGUGCUUGUGCGAUUGCUUGGAAUCGACGGUCCCAAGGAGGUUGCAAUGAAACUUGCUGUUAGAUCUGAUGAUGCAUCCGUUAGCGAUGCCAUUCAUGAGAUUGUAGCAAGCGGCUAGUUGAUCCAUACAUGAUUCUUUUUUCUUUUUGGGCCUUCAUUGGUCCUCUCUCUUUUUUGAACAAGACCAGAAGCGGAUGGCUACAAAACAGAACCAUGUAGAAAAGGUUUUGAGAACCCCUUGGGUUGAGGUGUUAGGAUUAAUGGGGCAUUCUUUUUCCUUAUCUGUGUCUUUUUCUUUAAAGGUCGUCUGUUAAUCUGGCAAUAAUUCUAUUGUAUCAUGCGAGUCAAGUUUAUAGGAAUAUUUUCUUUUUCUUCAUUUUAAACAUUCUGUGGGAUUCAGUAUAGGUACCAUGAAGCUGGGGUGAUAUGAAAUGCUUGUUAAUUUUGUUAGAUUCUUGUUGUGCUUAAUACGAACAGUACCUUAAGGUUUUUUAUU
This is a messenger RNA of Carica papaya (papaya), 2104 nucleotides long. The record is from RefSeq and is a predicted model, not a curated record. Lineage: Eukaryota; Viridiplantae; Streptophyta; Magnoliopsida; Brassicales; Caricaceae.